GUGAGAGAGAGAGACAGGGAGAAGGAGUGUGUGUGUGUGUGUGUGUGUGUGUGUGUGUACAUGGCGAGUUUCUUCAGGAGAAGUGUCUCCUCACAGUUAGUGAGGGUGUGUGGAGGGAGUGAGGAGCUGUUCAUCCCGCUGCUGUCCGUCCCGCCCGUGUCCAAGAGACAGUUGACCCCUGACCUCCAGUUGAGUGUGAGUGCGCUGCUCCAGAGUGGAGUCGUGUCAGCGGGACACGACCUGCUGGGACACACCGAGCGUCUCGCCGCGCAGCUGAGAGCGGACAGUGUGAUAGAGGACGUGAGCGCGGCCCGAGGAGUCAUCACCUUCAGGGUCAACAAACUGCUGCUGGCACAGAAGGUUUUGUCGGAGCUCAGUGAGGAUCCUCAGGCGUUCGGUGUGAAGAGUGACCUUCUGAGAGCACUGCCCAGAGGGAGGACGCUGGUGGAAUACAGCUCUCCAAACAUCGCCAAGAAAUUCCACGCUGGACACCUCAGGUCCACCAUCAUCGGUCACUUCAUCGCUAACUUGAAGCAGGCUUUGGGAAUUGAUGUCAUCCGCGUUAAUUAUUUGGGCGACUGGGGCAUGCAGUUUGGCCUGUUGGGGGCGGGGUUUCAGCGUCUGGGCUCCCAGGACAAGCUGAAGGAGAACGCCCUGCAGCACCUGUUUGAGGUGUAUGUCCAGGUGAAUCAGGAGGCGGAGCUUGACGAGAGUGUUAGAUGGGAUGCGGCGGAGUUCUUCAGACGACUGGAGCAGCGUGACGAGCAGGCGCUGUUGCUAUGGAAACAGUUCAGAGAGAUCACAGUGCAGGAGUACAGGAGGAUCUAUCAGAGGUUGGGUGUACACUUUGAUCAUUACUCGGGUGAAUCGUUCCAUCAGAGUAAAACUCAGGAGGUGGUUACUGACCUGCGGACAUGCGGCUUGCUGAAGACCACAGAGAAGGGAACAGGCGUGGUGGAUCUGAGUGAACAGGGCGACAUGUCGUCUUACUCCACUGUAGUGCGCAGUGACGGGACCUCACUCUACAUCACCAGGGACAUUGCUGCGGCUCUGGAACGCAAACAGAUGUUCGGCUUUGAUGAGAUGAUCUAUGUGACAGAUAAGAGUCAGUCUGCACACUUCCGGCAGCUCUUCAGGAUCCUGGGGCUGAUGGGACACGACUGGGCUGACAGGUGUGUUCACGUGCCGUUCGGUCUGGUGAAGGGGAUGAGUACGCGGCGGGGCGACGUGGUGUUUCUGGAGGACGUGAUCGACGAGGCACGAAACAGAAUGUUACACAAAAUGAAACAGUCCAAGACAACUAAAGUUGUGUGUGAUCCAGAGCUGACAGCAGAUCAGAUAGGAAUCAGCGCUCUCAUCAUCCAGGACUUUAAAGGUCCCCUGAUAGCAGACUAUGUGUUUGAUUGGGAGCGAGUGUUACAGGCUCAGGGAGACACCGGGGUCUUUCUACAGUACACACACGCUCGGCUGCGCAGUUUGUUGAGGACACAGGGAGACGAGACCCACACACACUUCGAUGCGUCUCACCUGCAGGACCCGCGGAGCAUUUCCAUCCUGCAGCACUUAAUGAGGUACGAUGAGGUUCUGCUUCAGUCAACACUCGAGCUACAGCCGCGCUACCUCGUCACCUUCCUGCUCACGCUGUGUCACCUGGUGUCCUCAGCACACAGAGACUUACCUGUGAAAGGAAGCCCUACAGAUGUGGCUCAGGCCAGGCUCCGCCUCUUCGCCGGCUCAUGCUCCGUCCUGGCCAAUGGGAUGAAGAUCCUGGGUCUGACCCCGGUGGAGAAAAUGUGAAUGUGUGUGUGUAGUGAAACUCACCCCUCCCCCACUGUGCAAAUAAAGAUCACACACACAGA
Molecule: messenger RNA, 1859 nt
Organism: Clarias gariepinus (North African catfish)
Lineage: Eukaryota; Metazoa; Chordata; Actinopteri; Siluriformes; Clariidae
Gene: rars2
Product: arginyl-tRNA synthetase 2, mitochondrial
Exons: 20
Coding region: 61-1797 (578 amino acids)
Biological process (GO): arginyl-tRNA aminoacylation; mitochondrial translation
Cellular component (GO): mitochondrion; cytoplasm
Molecular function (GO): arginine-tRNA ligase activity; ATP binding
Source: RefSeq, a predicted model, not a curated record